GGAGGCCAGGAUUUUGUCUGAGAACACGAAACCAGAGGGAAAAGCAUGGGAGACAAUGGAAAGCCGUUAUGCUCAGAGGUGUCCACUGAGAUCGACGCGGAAAGGGAGAAGCGAUAGUUUCUUUGGCUGGAAACUCUCCUUCAUGCUGUGGUCCAAGCUUUUCCCUCGCGCGUUCAGGGCGCGUGUCAUGGAGGCGGUCGCGAGGAAAGCCCGAAAAAGUGGCACCUGGAUUAGCUAUCGAUGGACGCUGAUCCAAUCAUUCAUGACAUCGGUCGCGUCGGUCAAGUCGCGUGUUUUUUUGAGCCAUCAAGAGUUUGUCGCUCGAUCAGAAAGAAGGAAUUAUAAGAAUUAAAGAAAGAAAGACAAAGCGGCCGUUCAUUAGACGUACGAAUCGUGCUGAGUGGCUUUGCAAACAGUGUAGUUGUCGUGGGGUAAACAAGAGCAUGUUCUCCGUAGUACAGGUAACAGUGCACUAUGUUGCGCGGGAUGAUCUAUCUAAUCAGUCCCAGGGUUACAUGAGGGCGACUACAUACAACACCACAGCGGAUCAAAUUGAACAGACUACCGACCAACGACAUAAGUGAAAGCUCGGUCUCUUCUCGAUUUGAGCCAAGAACAAUAAUAUGAGACAAACUGAAAGCGAAAGAAAGUCGAGCCCAAGAGGGUAAAAAAUACGUGACGGCCACCUACGACC
Molecule: messenger RNA, 694 nt
Organism: Aspergillus pseudonomiae
Lineage: Eukaryota; Fungi; Ascomycota; Eurotiomycetes; Eurotiales; Aspergillaceae
Exons: 1
Coding region: 56-352 (98 amino acids)
Source: RefSeq, a predicted model, not a curated record